AUAAACUGUUGGUCAUAUAAUAUCACAAAUAUGGCUCAUGUAAACUGGUUUGACCUUAUCAUGCUAUACAAAAAGGUUAUCAGAUCUGCAAUGCUGUAUACAUUAAAAACCUCAUUACAAGUAAUGUAAACUAGGUAAUUACAGAACAAUCAAGCUAAUUAUAUUCUGUUUACAAAAUAAAAUGAAACAAUACUGAACAAGCAUUAACAAGAUAAUUAUACUCACUUUAAACUUAACUACAAUGUAUGUUCUAAUUUAGAGGGAGUUACUUAUAACAGAUGUGAUGGUGUCAGGCCUAUUAUUUGAACUCGGUAAGACACUACACAUAUGGCAGAGAACACCCUGAUCAGCUUACAGCCACUUUAUUAUUGAUGAUCUGGUUGGACAAACCCAAGCAGCACCUCUGCUUCUCAUUUAGCCUCGAACAGGUGGGGAACACUGGACGCCUAGUCCCUGUGCCCAGUCUAAGUGAAGCGGACCGAUAUCAACCCCUAAGUCUGGUGACGAGGAAAAGGAGACGACAUUUCUGGAAGAAGACCAAAUAUGCCACAACCCCUUUCUCGCUGAAAGACAUACUUGUGGGAGAGAAAGAGAUCACAGCAGGGGUCUCCUCAUAUCAGCUCCUGAACUAUGAGGACAAGUCUGAUGUUGCCCUUAAUGGGCGUUUGGGCAACCAUCUGAUCCAUGAGGUGGGAGUAAAUGUGAGUGGUUCAGAUUCUGUGGCAGUAAAGGCCUCAUUUGGAAUUGUGACCAAGCAUGAGGUGGAGGUUCCAACAUUACUGAGAGAACUCAAUGCAAG
Sinocyclocheilus rhinocerous is the source of this 799-nucleotide messenger RNA. RefSeq names its product pejvakin-like. The transcript has 3 exons. Gene Ontology annotation, biological process: programmed cell death. Gene Ontology annotation, cellular component: cytoplasm. The annotation marks the transcript as partial. NCBI's taxonomy places the organism in Eukaryota, Metazoa, Chordata, Actinopteri, Cypriniformes, Cyprinidae. The record is from RefSeq and is a predicted model, not a curated record.